UUUAGUGGCUUAUCCUGUUCCCCUAAGCUUCAUUGUUGUGUACUAAUGGAUGGAAAGAAACUAGAAUACAAAGGAGCCGAGGCUCUAGAGGAGCUUCAAAAGCUAACAACAGAAGCUGAUAAAGUGCAAGAAGAUUUACUGAAAGCAAUCUUAACAAGAAACAAAAAGACCGAAUACCUCCAAAAGCACAUAACAGGAGUGUCCAUGAAUGACCUAACUGAGUUCAAACAGAAGGUACCUGUCAUCACCUACAAAGACAUUUAUCCUUAUAUACAACGCAUAGCCAAUGGUGAAGACUCCUCUGUGAUUUCUGGUCACCCCAUAACGGAGAUGCUAAGCAGCUCAGGGACAUCUGGUGGAAAGCCUAAGAUAAUGCCAUCCAUUGCAGAAGAUCUUGAUCGUCGAACUUUCGUCUAUAAUUUGAUCAUGCCAAUUAUGAAUCAGUAUAUAACAGGCCUUGAUGAAGGUAAGGCGAUGUUUCUAUAUUUUGUGAAGGCAGAGAUGUCCACUCCUUGUGGUUUACCAACACGGACAGUCCUCACCAGUUAUUACAAAAGCAAGCAUUUUAAGACCCGUUCACGUGACCGUUACAACGAUCAAACGAGCCCGGAUGAAGCCAUUUUGUGUGAUGACAGCAACCAAAGCAUGUAUUGCCAGCUACUGGCAGGGCUUAUCCACCGCCAGCAAGUCACACGGCUUGGAGCCGUAUUUGCAUCAGCUAUGCUGCGUGGAAUCUCAUUCCUUGAACGCAACUGGAUCAGGCUAUGCAGCGAUAUCCGUAGCGGCCAAUUGAACCCGAUGAUAACAGAUUCUGGGUGCCGAUUAGCCAUGUCUGCUAUGAUCAAGUUAGCAGACCCACAUCAGGCAGAUGAAAUUGAAAACAUUUGCAGCCGUCGAUCAUGGAAAGGAAUAGUGUGUGACUUAUGGCCUAAGGCAAAGUAUAUUGAAGCAGUGGUUACAGGUUCUAUGUCCCAAUAUAUACCAACUCUCGAGUACUAUAGUAGGGGGAAGUUACCACUUGUGUGUACAAUGUAUGCAUCAUCUGAGUGUUACUUUGGGGUAAAUUUACAGCCUUUGUGUGAUCCUGCAAAUGUUUCAUUCACCCUCUUGCCUAACAUGGGUUACUAUGAAUUCAUUCCUUUGGGUGAUAACGAGACGUAUGGUAAUGAGGACGAAGAGAUCUCCUUGGCUAACCUGGUUGACCUGGUGCAUGUUAAAGUUGGGUUCUACUAUGAAUUGGUGGUCACAACAUUUGCCGGGCUAAACCGAUAUCGUAUUGGAGACGUGCUCCAAGUGACUGGAUUUCAUAAUCGGACCCCACAAUUUCGGUUCAUCUGCAGGAGGAAUGUCAUUCUAAGCAUAGACAGCGACAAAACUAAUGAAGAAGAUCUGCAUAAGAGCAUCAUGGCAGCAAAAAGACUUUUGGAACCGUACAAUGCUCUACUUGUAGAAUACACAAGCUACGCUGAUACAUCAUCAGUGCCAGGACACUACGUCAUAUACUGGGAGAUCAAACACUACACACCUUCGGUCCUAGAAAAGGUCACCUCUUCACUUGGCCCUAAGGUGCUUCAAGAUUGUUGUAUUGCUAUAGAAGAAGAUCUGGAUUACAUAUACAGGCGACUACGCACUAAUGAUAAAGCUAUUGGACCACUUGAGAUACGCGUGGUGAAGUCUGGCACGUUUGAGUCCCUAAUGGACUUCUUUAUCAAACAAGGAGCAUCCAUUAACCAGUAUAAAACUCCACGGUGUAUUAAGUCAGAUGCUGCACUGAAAUUGCUUAACUCUAACGUGAAGGCCUGCUUCUUUAGUCCCAGAAAUCCCACUUGGGUUCCUCUAUAAAUAUAACUAGCUACUUUAUAAUAAAGAAAAUUCUCCCUUUAGCUUGGGGAAUUUGACCGGAUGCUAUGACACUUCAAACAGUUUUGUCUAAGCUAAUAAUUUACUACCCUUUAAGGGAUCUCACUAGCUAAUUAAUAAUCUUUCCAAAGUGUUACAUCAUUGAGGAAGUAUAUCUUGUAAUCUGUAAUGAAUAUUCCUGACUACUUAUUAACUUUAAUAUGUU
Molecule: messenger RNA, 2065 nt
Organism: Erigeron canadensis
Lineage: Eukaryota; Viridiplantae; Streptophyta; Magnoliopsida; Asterales; Asteraceae
Product: putative indole-3-acetic acid-amido synthetase GH3.9
Exons: 4
Coding region: 46-1842 (598 amino acids)
Cellular component (GO): cytoplasm
Molecular function (GO): acid-amino acid ligase activity
Source: RefSeq, a predicted model, not a curated record